AUUGCUCUAAUCUUCUCUAGCGACUCCAACUUCUAUAUAGCCUUGAUGGCUUCAUUAGAAUUUUUAACCAACAAAGGCUCAAACUAGAAAUGAUUCGACCCCAUCAAAAAUGAAGAUUCACAAUCUAAAGAAAAGCCCAAUAGUGCCUUCUUCAUUUCUUGCAACCAACAAAGAUUCAAACUAGCCUUCAGUUAAUCUAAAGAAAAGCCCAAUAAAAUAUCUAAGACCCAUUUCGUUUAUUAAAGAUUCACUAACAGAAUCCUCAUCAUCGACCCCCUUGCUCUCUCUCCCUUCUCUCGGCUGUCCGGCGAGAAAUCGCCGUCACCGCCGCGUCUCCUCCACUCUCCUAACCCUCUCUCUUGUCUCCGGCCUCUCUCCCUCCAACGUAAUUGAGCUUUUUUUCGUUCUUUGGAAAAUUUUCAAUCUAAAGGGACCGACCGUUGUGCCAUCAAUUCUCAAAAACUGGCCGUUCGCAGCUAAACCCUAACUUCACAUUUCACAAAAAAAUAUCUGUAACUCGAGAACAGAGUGAGUGAAAGAUGUCGGUUAUGCUAGUAACGAGUUUGGGAGAGAUUGUGAUGGAUUUGUUCACUGAUCGUUGCCCCUUGACCUGCAAGAAUUUUCUCAAGCUCUGCAAAAUCAAGUACUAUAAUGGAUGCCUCUUUCACACAAUACAAAAAGAUUUUACUGCACAGACAGGUGAUCCGACAGGGACGGGAUCUGGUGGUGAUUCUGUGUACAAAUUCUUAUACGGUGACCAAGCUCGGUUUUUUGGCGAUGAAAUACACCUGGAUGUGAAACAUUCGAAGAUCGGAACUCUAGCCAUGGCUAGUGCUGGGGAGAAUCUUAAUGCUUCUCAGUUCUACAUCACAUUGCGUGAAGAUAUUGAUUACCUGGAUGGCAAACAUACUGUGUUUGGAGAGGUUGCUGAAGGGCUGGAGACACUUACUAGAAUAAACGAAGCCUAUGUCGAUGAAAAAAACAGACCCUAUAAAAACAUCAGGAUCAAACACACUUAUAUAAUAGAUGAUCCUUUCGAAGAUCCUCCCCUACUAGCUGAGUUGAUCCCGGAUACUUCGCCUGAAGGAAAGCCAAAAGAUGAAGUUGAAGAUGAUGUGAGACUGGAAGAUGAUUGGAUCCCUAUGGAUGAACAACUUAACCCACAAGAACUUCAGGAGGUCUUGCGUGAAAAGGCUGCUCAUACCAGUGCAGUAUUACUUGAAACUAUAGGGGACAUUCCUCAAGCUGAGAUGAAGCCUCCUGAAAAUGUGUUGUUUGUGUGCAAGUUGAAUCCGGUAACUGAGGAUGAUGACUUGCAUACAAUAUUUUCUCGUUUUGGAGUUGUAACAUCUGCUGAAGUUAUCCGAGAUCACAAAACUGGUGACAGUUUGUGCUACGCUUUUAUAGAAUUUGAAGACAAAGAUGCUUGUGAAGAAGCAUAUUUUAAGAUGGACAAUGCUCUUAUUGAUGACCGAAGGAUACAUGUUGACUUUAGUCAAAGUGUUGCAAAGCUAUGGUUCCAAUAUAAAGGCAAAGGUCGGAUAGGCGGAGGUGCUGGGUGCUUCAAAUGUGGUUCUCUUGAUCACAUUGCUAAGGACUGCGUUGGAGAUCCCGCUACUGGACAACCACAUUCAAAUUACAUGCUGAAAGAUGAUAAUACUCAACGUGGAGGAGACAGAAGCACUAGGUAUGAAAUGGUUUUUGAUGAAGAUGAAGAAGUACCAAGACAUAGUAAGAGGAGAAGAGACCAUAGAGACGAACAGAGUGAGAAGAGGCAAAAUAACAAACAACAAGAUGCAUAUAGACCUAGAAAUGAGGAUGAAAGAAGAAGCGACACACAUGAUCGGCAGAGACGACAUGAAAAAAGUAAGAGCAGGGAAGAUGAGGGUUAUGCACGGCGUCAAAUAAGUCCACACAGGAGAGGAACAAAAGACUCCUUGGACAGAAAUGGCGGAGAUGAGAGAGAACACAGAAGAAGGUAUGGAAGUGGGGACCGUCAAAAGAAGGAUGGAGAUGAUGCUGGCCAUGGACACAUGAGGGAUGCAAGUAAGUAUGAAAAGAAGCGUGGAGAUGAUGUCGGCCAUGGAGACAGGAGAAAUGAAAAUGAGAGAAGAAAGAAAAAUGGUAAUGAAGAUCCACGAGGGAGUCACAGGGAUAGACAUGAAUCUGGAGAUGAUAAAUACAGUCAUAAACGUAGGGGUGAAGAGCGACACUCAGAUAAGAGAAGCUCGAAAGGUGAUGAUUAUCGAGAUCGUGCUAGGAGGAACUGAGUUGAGAAAGUGCCUCCACCUCGAAUGAGGCCAUGGUUUUGUCGUAGAGAGUGAAAUGAAGCAGUGGGAUAAUCGUUCAUGUGCCUGUGAUUCUUGUAAAAGUUGCAGCAGUUAGUAGUUUCAAAGGAAGUCUGCUUCAAGAUAUUGUUAAACAUAGGUUAGAAAAUUUUCAUGCAAAAAUUGUUAAACAUUGGACAAAUGCAAAAUCAAGCAAAAUUCAAAA
Salvia miltiorrhiza (redroot sage) is the source of this 2493-nucleotide messenger RNA. Its product is annotated as peptidyl-prolyl cis-trans isomerase CYP59. Gene Ontology annotation, molecular function: zinc ion binding; RNA binding; peptidyl-prolyl cis-trans isomerase activity. Gene Ontology annotation, cellular component: nucleus. The coding region runs from base 540 to 2270 and encodes 576 amino acids. Lineage: Eukaryota; Viridiplantae; Streptophyta; Magnoliopsida; Lamiales; Lamiaceae. The record is from RefSeq and is a predicted model, not a curated record. Gene Ontology annotation, biological process: protein peptidyl-prolyl isomerization. The transcript is spliced from 15 exons.